Molecule: messenger RNA, 1698 nt
Organism: Penaeus chinensis
Lineage: Eukaryota; Metazoa; Arthropoda; Malacostraca; Decapoda; Penaeidae
Product: glycine, alanine and asparagine-rich protein-like
Exons: 3
Coding region: 1-1698 (565 amino acids)
Source: RefSeq, a predicted model, not a curated record
AUGUGCCUUGUGUUGUGUGCUUUACACUCCUCCGGCGGGUUAGCGGCAGCAACCAACUCUACUGAAGCUCAGAGGGAAAAGAGAGGCUCCUUUGGCGGCAGUGGGCACGGCGCAGGGGGCGGGUACCUGGUCGUGGGCGCCGGCACCGGAGGCCAGCUCUCUAAAGGCGUCUCACAGGCAGCCAACCAGGCCGCGGCGGAGGCCACUGCUGCCGCUGCGGGACUGAAAACUGUUGCUACAGCUGCGGCUUCAGCUGCGGCGGGAGAGGCGGCCGAGGCAGCAUCAGCGGCCUCACAGGUGGCUCAACAGGCAGCAGACCAGCAGAAAGCUGACGUGGCUCAGCUUACCCAAGCUCUCCAGGGGGCCCAGGCGGCCUUCUUCUCGGAGUCUUCCCUGGCGGGCAAAGCCGCAAUCGCAACUACGUCGGCGGAGAACGUGUACUCGCAGGCCCUCUCCUUGAUCCGCCAGCUGGAAGCGGCCCACGCGGAGGUCCAGGCAGUCACUGCACAAGCGGAGCAGGCUCUCCAAGCCGCGCAGGCCGUGCAGAUGUCACAGAACGCUAUGGCUUGGCAGGCUGUGCAGAUUUCCAACAGCCUCAACUUUCAGCAGCAACUUGCGAUCAGCGAUCUGAGCGGGGCGGUCGCAGCCGCUGCCCGAGCCGAAGCUGCGGCCGCCGCCGCCAUGGCCAAGGCGAAGGGUUACGGCGGGCACGGUGGCCAGGGAACCUAUGGCCAUUCGGGCGGCCAGACAGGUUAUGGGUCCGGCAGUGUGGGCGGGGGCUUCGUCGGCUACGGCGGGCUUGACCAGAAUGCUGCAACUUCAACAGGUGACUACGGCAGCGCCAGCCAAUCGAGCCUCAGCUACGGCAACGUCCAAACAAGUCUCGGCAGCGAAGGACAAGACGCGCUGAUUAGCUACGGAAGCGAUGGGCAGAGCAGCCAUGACAGCCACGGGAAGGGCGACCAAAAUAUCCAAAUUAGUUACACCGACGGUAAUCAACAUGGUUUCGAUGAUCAGGUCACUUAUACCAACGGUGAUCAAAUAAUCCAGAAUAACGGUGGCCAAACCAUUCAAUCAGGUCAUGGUCAAAAUAAUGAGGGUCAUGUAAUAUACAGCGAUGAUGUCCAGAUUAAUGGUGGCCAAACUAUCUAUGAGAAUGGUCAAAAUGAUCAAAAUGAUUAUGUAAACAAUGACCACCAUCAUUCGGGGGGCAUUGUCCAAAACAAUGGAGACCAAAUCAUCUACGACAAUGGCCAAAAUAGUCAAAUCAACUUUGGUAACGAUGGACACAUUAAUGAUGGCCAAAUUAUCAGUAAUGACAAUGCACAAAAUGGUCACAUCAGUUACGAAAGCAAUGGCCAUUCAAACUUUGACAACAAUGGUCAAAAUAAUGUCCAAUUUAACUACGACAACAGUGACCACAACAGCCAAAUCAGUUAUAACGACGGCGCCCAAAUUAAUGUUGGCCAGAUCAUCCACAACCAAAAUGACCACAGAAAUUCCGGUCUCAAUGGCCACGUCGGUUUUGGCCAAAAUAAUGAUGGUCAGUUUGGUUACAACAACAAUGGCCAAAAUAUAAAUAGCCAGUCUACCUACGACAACAGUGGCUUAAAUAAUAACCAAUUUAGUCACGGCAACGUUGGCCAAAGUAUCGGUAUGUCACAUGGCAACGAUGGCAUAAAUGGUCAAUAUGUCUAA